Molecule: messenger RNA, 669 nt
Organism: Aspergillus steynii IBT 23096
Lineage: Eukaryota; Fungi; Ascomycota; Eurotiomycetes; Eurotiales; Aspergillaceae
Product: BTB/POZ domain-containing protein
Exons: 2
Coding region: 1-669 (222 amino acids)
Molecular function (GO): protein binding
Source: RefSeq, a predicted model, not a curated record
AUGGCAUACAAAUCCUACAAGCCGGAAUUACUCAUGUGUCAGAUCCUACAGCCAGAUAAAUUCAGCGACUUGACUUUCACAUGUCGAGGUAGGAGCUAUCGGGUUCACAAGUCCAUGGUGUUUCCACAAUCCCCAGUAAUCGAAGCCGCUUGUAGCGGACUACUUCAGAUAGCCAAUGACGAUGUUGUUGAAAUGAGCGGUUUUGAUAUCGAGACCGUCGAGACUAUGAUCGAGUACCUUUACACUUCGAAUUAUACGGUCUCACUGCUCCAGGAAACAUCCGACGCAUCUGAAAACAACGGAGGAACAAAGCCUGCGAAAUCACCGAUAAUCCAGGCUCUCAUUCCUCAUCUCAAGAUGUUCAAUAUAGCGAACCAUUACCAAAUUGACGAGUUGAAGCAAAAGACCCGUGAUAAAAUCCAGAGGACUGUGACAAAAGAAUCAUAUUAUACCAUGUCCUUUGAAACCGCCAGGUUCACAUAUAAGAUGACCAACGAUUCGGAAAUCCGACAAUCUAUCGCUAGACAUAUUGUGGCUAGCUGCUCUGCUUUCAAUUACGAUCAUACAUGGUCGGAACUGACCAAGGAUGCUCUUGUCAUUGAUGUAUUGAGAGAAUUGACCACAGGGUUGAUACAAGCCCAUGCUGAUCUCUCGGACUGGUCUCUUUGA